AUGCACCGCACGCGUCACUCGUCGCUGGACGUGGUCGACAGCAGUACUGCGGCUUCCCAGGAAGAAUGGUCCGAGUUCCUGUCGACAAGCAUGAUGGCGCUGUCCACAGCUGAUCCGGACGCUUCACUGCCACCGCCGUCGCUCGGGAUCCCGCCACCCAAGCGCCCGUGUCCUGUCCAGCACCCAUUGAGGGACACGAGGAUCUCCCGUCGUGCGGCGAAACCUCGCGGGAUGUCGAUGAACGAGGUGCUGUCACCUCCGCUGCCGCUGUCAGUGGACGCCUGGCGUCCAUUGGGUCGCCGGGUGGCAUCGCCGCCUCCCACGCGCACCCGCUCAUCGUCGUCGUCGAGCUCUUCGGAGACGCAGACGGGACCACCGGAUCAAGUUCUGGAUGCUCAACUGCCGACGGCCUUUGGACAUCUUGAAGAUAGCUCCUCUUUGGACGAGAAUACGGGCAAUGUGACUGCCAGGGAGCUGAAGCACGUGGCCAGUUUUCGGGGUGUCGUGAGCUCGUGUCUGUCGUCGUCGGGCUCGUCUCUCUACGACUCGUCGUCGUCGGACGACGAUCAACAGCAGCAGCAGGAAGGGCUUGCGUCGUCCACGACGCAUCUGCUAUCGGGUUCGGUGCCAGCUCCACCACCGCCAGUUGAUCCUUCGUAUGCAGAGUCGUGUCUUCCUGUGCUCUCGCAGCUACCACAUCCACCACGAAGCAUCAGUGUGGACAGUGGAAACGGAGCUCUUGCAAGCUCGCUGCUUCACGUGAAAUCGCCCGUGCUUGGGAGCAGGAAAGAUUCACAGACGUGGCAAUUGCAAGAUGAAGAGUUUCUUAUGACGUCGCCACGAUUUGAAGCGUCGCUAAGCAACCGGGACGGAGAGCAAGUUGAUUUGUUCUGCGAAAAGAGCGUUGGCUCGCUGCUAUCGACUGAGGCGGGUGACCAGUACGAUGCGAAGUACCGGGGACAUCCCAGACUGGCCAAGGACUCACGCGCCUCGUCGGUCGACUUUACACUGGGUCGCCGUGACGAAGUAAGUCCGCCACUACCCCCGCCGCAGGAGCCGUAUCAACGGCUACGUGCGCGGUCGUUUUCAUACUCCGCGACGUAUGGAGCUUCGAUGCACGACCCCUUUAGUAAGCACCAGUUCACUUCCAUGCCUCUUCACCAGCAGCACCCGCAGUCGAUGAUGGGACCAGAUUUGCCGCAUACGCUUCGCAGUUUCCACUCUGGGAGUGGCAUGAUGCAACCCGGACAACCGCAGCUACAACCCCCGCCCGCUGGUGUUCGUCCUCCGCGCGGGAACAUUCGAACGGACUCUUCCAUGCGCCAGUAUCAGUACGGGCCACCAAUGCCAUAUCGCCGUUACUCCGAUGCGUUUGCAAUGCCGACAUACCCAGAUUCGUACCCUGGCGAUCAACAGGAAAACCACCACUCGCGCCAGGGAAACGCGGGUCGUGUAAUGCGCUCAUACAGCAUGGAGUACGGAAGCUAUCCAUCUGCGCGCCAAGUUCGUAGCCAGUCGAUGGAGGGUGUGCAACUCUUUGCUUCGGCACCUCCGAUGGAAUAUUCUCCAUCCUUGAGUCGUAGCAACUCGGCUGGUGUUGUCUUUGAUUGGUCACGAGGAAAUAUGGAUACGGCGCCCCCGCUACCUCCAGAUGUGCGACCCUUAGGCAGCAACGGUGCUAGCCACUUUCCAUCGCCACCCCCUGAAGCGUACUACGAUGUGGAAUUCAAACGGGGACGACAGGAAGUAUUUGCUGGUCGUGCAGCGUACAAGCCUGGUGACUACGUUAAGGUGGAAGCUGAUCGCGGAGAAGAUAUUGGGCGUAUCGUGCGCCGCGUAACCGAUGUGUCGAAGGGGUUUCCCGUGAAUGAGCCCGGGAGCUCAGGGGAGGAGUGUACGGGGCGUAACAAGCGUCAUGAUCUGUCAACGAAGAAGAUCAUGUGUGUGGCAAGCCAGCGUGAAUUAGAGGUGCUGAACGAACAGCGUAAGGAAGAGUACGAGGUGUUUGAAGUAUGCAGGAGCAAAGUGCGUCAGCGCCUGCUUCCCAUGAAUGUAAUUGACGCGGAGUACCAGUUUGACCGCCACAAGCUGACCUUUUUCUUCGAAGCCGACCGGCGAAUUGACUUCAGGGAGCUCGUUCGCGACCUCUUUGCUAUCUACAAGACGCGCAUCUGGCUGCAACAGGUCAUUCCGUCAGGGAAGAAACCAGGAUGUGAGUCUGACACGAGGUAA
This is a messenger RNA of Peronospora matthiolae, 2232 nucleotides long. The record is from the annotation of a GenBank genome assembly. NCBI's taxonomy places the organism in Eukaryota, Oomycota, Peronosporomycetes, Peronosporales, Peronosporaceae.